UUUUGGGGUCGUCUUUUUUGCAAAUUUGGCUCUUUACUUCUUGGGUUUCGACACAGAGCAAGGAUCAAAGCUUGAGGGGCCCAUCUUCGUAGUUUUGAGGAUGAAUAAGUUUUUCGUACGUCAUACGUUGAGUGGUGAAAUAUCUACUUCAGAGAAUAUAGAGUCUCAUGAAUUGAUAGUUAUUGACUCCACUACAAAGGGGAGCGAUCAUUACAUGGAGGAUUCAGAAAGUGACCCCUCUAUAGAAGAUGCUAAAAGUAGCGAAAGGUCUGCAGAAGAUGGUUGCUUGACUGAGGAUGCUGAUAUUGGUGGACUUCCAAAGGGAGUCCCACUCAACCCAGUUACUCUUUCAAAAAACCAAGAUUAUAUUACAAAAGAUAUUGGUGCUACACAUGUUGGUAUGCCAGGAGAAAAAUCAGAUAUGAUAGGGUAUGUGUUUGGGCUAUUGGGCGAUGGAUGGGAUAAGUGUCAGGUUGAGUGUGUAAGUCAACCUACGGGGUUUCUCAACAUAAACCCUAUAUGUACCUUGACUCGCUCUGAUAUAGAGAAAUGGAGAAUCGAUUAUAGUAUACCUUCGAGCAUAGAGAUGAGAUUGUCUAGAUCAUAUGAGAGAGCUGACUGGGAAAUGGGAGAUUGGGUGUGUCUCUACGAGAUAGCCUUUGCUAUUGGAUUUAGGUUCCCUUUUUCUCCUAUUGUGACUAAGAUACUUGAAUUUUAAAUUAUAACUCCUGAGCAACUUAUGCCAAAUGGCGGGCAGUUGCUCUUAAGCCUAGAGCUCUUUGUUGAAAAGUUUGGGAUUUUGGUAGAUCUUGAAGUUUUUAGGUCUUGUUACUAUCCUAAAGAGCAUGAUAAAGAGAAGAGUCAUGUACAAAUCCACCUACGCCCAAAGAAAUCAGCAUUUGUGACUAAGUUGACUGCUGCUAAUAAGCCAUAAUUGAAAAAUGCAUAUUGCUUCUUUAGAGGAGACAAUAUGUUUGGGUUGAGUGAGAGAAAGUUUCCACUUUAUUGGCGUAUUUUAAGUGAGUGCAAUGUAUGUGCCUCUAUUAUAAUUACUACAUUGUAUGCUCUUGAAUGUUAACAUGUGUUAAUUGGUGCAAAUAAAGAAUUUGCAGCUCCUCCUAUUGCAGACAAACAAAUUGAUCAGAUUAUUGAAGACAUUCUUUAAGUGCCAGAAAAGGGUCAUAACUGGAGAGAAUUACUUUUAAGGAAUCGUCUGCAGGAAUCACAUGUUGAAAGUCACGAAGGUACCUCUGAACUUCAGUCCUCCUAACAUAUUCCCAUCCUUCUUCUCACUUGAUCUUUAGAGAAGAUUGGAGGUCACUUUCAAGUUUUGAAUCACUUGGCAGAAGAGCAACAUGCAUUUGCAGAUGAGAUGGCUGAAAGGAGUGUAUAAAAUACCUAAAGCGAGCGAUGAAAUGGCCAAAGUGAAGAAGACAUCAACUAAGACACCAAAUUGUGGCUUGACCAAUGGAACCAAACAUUCAUCUGAGAUUGAGGUUUCUGAUACCACCAUGGAUGAAACUUCUCUUGGUUAUUUUUCUACUAAGAAAAGGAAGGUCAACUUCCUUGAUCUUGAUGAGGUUGAGGAGACAGUGCUCCGAAUUCCACACACUGUUUCAGCCUAUUCGAAUUCUCCCUCGAUUGAAGGUCACAUAGGGGGGCUUCUUCAUCCUGCUGACUGAAACUGAUUGAUGGAAAUUUGUCAUGUUGGUGCUUUUAACUAUGCGGUAGCUGAGGCUUACAAGGCUAUUCAAGCAGUGCUUUUCUUGCAUGAAGACCAUGUUGCCAUGGAUAAGAAGAUGAGGGCUCUAUCAAGUGCUAAUGCCUCCCAUCGGUCUAAGAUUGGAAAACUUGCAGAUUGAGAGAAGAAUGCUCUAGCUCUUGUUAAAUCUCUGAAGAGAGAACUUGAUAGCGUGAAGGAAUACUUUGCUCGAACUCAACUGUAGUUAGAUGUUGAGAAGAAGAAGGUAGAAGAUUUGGCUGAUAAUCUAAAAAAUUACUAUGUUGAUGUGGUCCAGACUCGUGGUGAGCUAAUGACUAAGUAUAAAGAAGGCAAGUAUGUUGAUUGGGAUGUGGAUGGUGAGAUAAAGAUCUAUCGUACUCGUAUGGGUUUGGACUCUGAUCACGAAGAGACUCUUGUUGGAUCUGAAUGCCUAAAAGAUAUUUCAACUGUGAAUGGUGGCGAAGUCACUGUUGACCCUGAUGAUCUUGGUAUCUAUUUAGUUUCUUUUCAUGCUUUGUUUAGUAGUUCAUGUGUCUUGUGAUCAGUUUAUUAAGACGUUUUCCAUGAAGGUUUUACCUUUUGAAUUGUUGGUUGUUUAUGAAGAUGAAAGCAAGGAUAAAUAUUUUGAGUGUUUUCGCUUAAUGAAUGCUAGAAGGUUUACUUUUGACCAAAUUUACAAUAUCAA
Molecule: messenger RNA, 2408 nt
Organism: Humulus lupulus (European hop)
Lineage: Eukaryota; Viridiplantae; Streptophyta; Magnoliopsida; Rosales; Cannabaceae
Exons: 4
Coding region: 101-718 (205 amino acids)
Source: RefSeq, a predicted model, not a curated record